AUGAGGGGUAUGAAUGACCCCUUUAAGUUGAAGGAAAUCAAAAACUUCCUUCAUCUCAAUAAAGUGACUGUGUGUGCUUUACUUGAGACUAGGGUUAGGCCUCAUAAUCAAGGUAAGAUCCAGAAGAAAUUUGGGGAUAGGUGGAACUGGAUAUGUAAUUAUAGUUCUACUAAUAAAGGUAGUAUCUUGAUUGGUUGGGUGAAAAAUGAAGAUAGGGUGAGAUUGUUACUGGCAUCUGAACAAUUUAUUAUUGUUGAGGUGCAGAAUACACAGGGAGAGUGCGUAUUUCACUAUGUUGUUGUUUAUGGUUUACAUAUAAUUGAAGAUAGGAAGAGUUUAUGGGUUGAUCUGGGCAUAUAUGUAACUGGUAUUCAGAUUCGUUGCAUUUUAAUGGGAGACUAUAAUGAUGUGUAUCAAGCUGUUGACAAAUUGCAAGGUAAUGACAUUACUCAUGCUGAAACUGUGGAUUUUAGCAACUUCUUGGUGGAUAAUUGCUUAUCUGAAGCUCCUUCUAGUGGGAACUUUUACUCUUGGAGUAACAAGGGUCAUGGUGCAGAUAGAAUCUCAAGUAGAAUUGACAAGGCCAUUGUUAAUGUUUAUUGGGUGGGGGUAGGCCUUUCAGGUUUCUUAACCAUUUGGUUCUUAGAUAUGGUGAAGCAAGCUUGGGGGUAUAUUCAGUGUAAUGGGCAGAUGAAAAAUCUGUGGGUAAAACUUCACAAGACUAAGGAGGCUAUUAAGCUAUUUCAUGCUAAUAGUUACUCCCAAGCUCACCGUAAGGUGGAUAACUAUAAGAGACAGUUGGAACGGUUACAAAAUAACCCUGAUUUGAAUCACGAUGCAGCUCUUCAAAAGAGUGAGAGAGAAACUUUAGAGCUGUCGAGGAAGGGGUCUCUCAUUGUUGUUAAAGUGAGAAAUGCUAAAAGUAAAAUUGCUUUGUUGCACAACUCACAAGGUGAGGUUCUCACGGACCCUAGGAGAAUUGGAGAAGAGAUAAAGUCCUUUUACAUGAAGCUUCUAGGUUCCAAUACAGAGACCAUAGAGGCUAUUGACAUGGCCAUGGUUAGGAAGGGUCAUAUGCUCUCACAGCAGGCUUGUAACAUACUAAUACAACCUGUCACAAAUCAGGAAAUUGAUGCUACAUUGGCUGCUAUUGAUGAUUCUAAAGCACCAGGCUUGGAUGGCUUCAAUGCUGUCUUUUUCAAGCAAACUUGGGCUGCCAUUAAAUCCGAGGUAUACUCUGGUGUUCUUGAAUUCUUUGAUUACAAUUUGAUGUAUAAGCCAGUGAACAUUACUGCUAUCACCUUGAUCCCCAAGGUUGAGAAUCCAACUCACACUAAUGAUUUACUCAUGUUUGCAAGGGCUGAUCAGGGGUCAGUGGUGGAGAUGUCUAGAGCUUUUCAAAGGUUUUCAAGAGCCUCAGGUCUGGAAGCUAAUAAUGAUAAAAGUUGUAUCUAUUUUGCUGGAAUCAAUCAGGAAACAGCUAAUCAACUUGCAAUACUAAUCAAUAUGCCUAUUGGGGACCUCCCAUUCAGAUAUCUUGGUGUUCCUUUGGCUGCAAAGAAGUUAAACUUCACUCAAUGCAAACCCUUGAUUGACAGAAUCACUGAUAGAGCACAUGGAUGA
This is a messenger RNA of Beta vulgaris subsp. vulgaris (sugar beet), 1623 nucleotides long. RefSeq lists its product as uncharacterized. The coding region runs from base 1 to 1623 and encodes 540 amino acids. The transcript has 4 exons. Lineage: Eukaryota; Viridiplantae; Streptophyta; Magnoliopsida; Caryophyllales; Amaranthaceae. The record is from RefSeq and is a predicted model, not a curated record.